AAACGUUUGCUCACCAUCCACUGCUCAUAAUUUGUAUUUGGUUCCAACCAAAGCAAAACAAAGCAAAGCAAAGCAACACUGUCUUACCAUCUUUGCACCAAGCUCACAAAUAUUCUUUUGCAAUCAUUCAACCCAACUUUCGACAUGUUCUUUUCCAAGCAGUUUGUCAUUCCUCUGGUUCACGCCUUGUCAUUUGUAGUUUCUUCUGGUCUUGAAGAAGAUAUCUUGACAUUCCCCACCCUUCGUGGACGAAUUCAGAGCUCAAAACCAAGUGGCUUUGACGAAAUGCCCAACCAGAAAGGCCAACACCGCAAUCUCUUGACGACGCUGCACGAUGAAAGCUGGCAGUGGGGAAACCGCGGUGCCUUUGUCCGGAGAACAUUUGGUGCUCAAGUCCCAGCCAAUAGCUACGUUAUCUGUACGUUUGUUGGCGAGGCUAGAGAAGAUUGUGAUCUGUUUGCUGAUAUUGAAGCCUCGAGCAAUUGGCGAAGAAGCUGCACUUCCAAAGUUGGAUAUGGAGCCGGGGAGUUCGAACAGUAUUGUAGCUUUGCCGUUUAUGAAGACACAUUGAUUAAAGCUGAACUGGAUCCAGACUGCAGGAGCAGUGCCCCUGAAGAUUCUGGCUUUGACUUAACAAUAACCUGCGCCACUGAACCUUUCACUGAGAUUUCAGCAGGCGCUGAUGUUGGUUUCACUUUGGAAUACCUACAUGAGCAGGUCAACUACUUCAUCUUGCCUGAUGUUGAUGCAGACAUGGUCGUUGCAUGUGCCGUUUCCGAGACUGAUACAGGAAAUGCCAUUGACAUCAACCUGCAGGUUCAAUCCCGUAGCAGAGGGAGCGACCAAUGCACAGGUUCAACCUCCAGCACUGGCGUCGAAGCCUGUUCUAUGGAGAUGACAACUUCCGGUGAUAUCCUUGUAUCUGCUACUGCAGUGGAUAUGCCGGCAUCUUCAACUGUUGCAUUUGCCCUUCGUUGUGAUAUCGAUACAAAAGCACCUUCAGCUGCUCCAUCUGGAAGUCCAUCCAAGCACCCCUCGGCAUCUCCAAGCCAAGCGCCAACUGCCUCACCAACAUCUGCUCCAUCAAAACAGCCCAGCAAAGAACCAACCGAAACCCCCAGUGACAGACCCUCUGGAAGUCCAUCCAAGUACCCCUCAGCAUCUCCAAGCCACACGCCAUCUGUCUCACCAACAUCUGCCCCAUCAGAACAGCCCAGCAAAGAACCAACCAAAGCCCCCAGUGAAAGCCCCUCUGGAAGUCCCAGCUCUACGCCAAGUGCUUCCCCAAGCUUGACCCCCUCAGUGCAGCCAAGUGUCAUGCCAAGUUCUACGCCAAGUGUAGCACCAUCAGAUAGGCCAAGUACUGCACCAUCUGUUGCACCAAGCAUGCUCCCAUCAAGUUCUCCAUCCGCUGAGGAUUGCAGUGAUAGCCAAAUCCUCUGUGCUGAUGAUAAAGUUCCUGUUUGUCGUAUCAAGACUAACAAACCCAAAACCUUGUGUGUGCCAUUCCAAGCUGCUGCAUCUCUCAUCUUUGAUGCUGAUGCCAAAUGUGGCUGCUGCUCUUUGGCUGAUGAGCCCAACCGACCCGAUUAUUGCCCAUAAAGGAAAGAAUAUGCAUAGUAGGAUCAUCCCUCAUGAACAGUGGACUUCUUCUAGCUAGUUGGAGCAGCAUGUUUAAUAAUCUAGCAAUGAAAGUCGUUGGUUUGGUUAGCCUCACGUUUGACAGCUAGAAGCAGUAGUGGCU
Molecule: messenger RNA, 1744 nt
Organism: Seminavis robusta
Lineage: Eukaryota; Bacillariophyta; Bacillariophyceae; Naviculales; Naviculaceae
Source: the annotation of a GenBank genome assembly